UCUUUUCAAAUAUUGACAAAAGCCAUAGGUAUAAUGAUUAGGACAAUACCGAUUUACACACGGCCGUAGAAUAAUUAGAUCCUUCUUCUAAACGGAUAAGAUUUACUCUAAUAUUAGCUUUUUGGGUUAUGUUUUACGGGACUGUGGAUUUUUAUUGUUGUUAUUGUUAUAUAUUAACCUGAUCAACACUGUUGAUACAUUGAGCAAAAGAUGUGGAAGACAACCGACUCUUCAUACAACUUCCGUUUCUGGAAUAUAGGGACGUUUACAUUGUCUUUAUCGUCUGUAAGAAGUUGAAUAGUUCAACCACAGUUUCAGUGCUUUAUGUUGUCGGAAUAUGUGUGCACUGUGCAGUAUGAAGUACAAGAAUUUCUUAGCAAUUCUACUGGUUAUAUGUAUUUGUUUUACGUAUUUUGCUGAACGAUCGCUGCAUUUUGAUAUAUUAGUAUCGGGACAAAAACAUAUUGCAACAAGAAACAGAGAGACUUUCAAAUACAAAAAUGUUUCAACUAUUUCUCCAAAUCUGAAAAAGAUGUCACCCAACUCUACACAAGGAGUUACAAUUAAAAUGCCAUAUCUAUUAGAGAAUCCAUGGUUAUGUUCAUCUGUUGCUAAUCUCACCGUGUUGAUAAUUGUUCACACUGCAACCUCUCAUUACAAACAUCGGUUAGCAAUAAGAGAAACCUGGGCAAAUAACUCUUAUUAUCCAAAACUUGGAUCUGUUAGGGUAUUGUUUCUUUUAGGGAAAGUGAAAAACGCGAGUUUGCAAGAUGACAUUGAGAAAGAGUUCAAACAACAUGCUGACAUCUUACAAGGUGAUUUCAUAGAUAGUUAUCACAACAUUACAUACAAAGGUGUCAUGGCUUACAAGUGGUUAAAUGAAAAAUGCAGAAACGCCAAAACUGUUCUAAAGGUUGACGAUGAUGUCAUUGUCAAUAUGUUUCACUUCCUUUCGAAAUACGUGUCACUUUUACAACAUAAAACAAGAUAUAUUUUCUGUCGCCGUUUCCAUAAUACUAAAAUUAUGCGAAAUGGCGCUUCCAAAUGGCAUGUUGAAAAUUCAGUUUUUAAGAAUCAAAAGUUCUAUCCGGACUAUUGCCAAGGGUUUGUAGUGGUUAUUUCAAACGAUAUAGUUCCUGCUCUUUACGAUUCAGCGUUACAACAGCCAUUUUUCUGGGUUGAUGACAUCUAUCUGUAUGGACUGGUUCCCAAAAAUAUUUCUGGAAUACAAUAUAUAAAUAUGAAGUACGGGAAAGACGUAAUAUGGGGUGCUGACAAGGCGCGUAAGUGUUAUGGAUCAGGAACAUGUCCGUACUUGGCGGUGUUACUAUGGUCCGACAUUCCUGUUGCAAUGGACGAAAUAUGGCAGUUAAUGGUGCACAAUUAUAACAAAACUUUUAUUCAUGGGCAAAAGUAAAAACAUAUUGUCCAAACGCAUGUUAAACCAAAGAGGAAAUCUUGAACAUAAUACACGGUAUAUAGAUUCUAUAGGUGUUUGUUGAAUUGUGUCACCUCUAGGUCUAUAUAAUAUUAUGCUUUUCAAAAAUUCAGACAGUGUUUUCCUAAAUGUUAGCAUGAUAGCAUUUCAGAUUAAAAGUAAACUGAAGCUAAUCAGUUCAUGCUACGAAAAACAUACCGCGUGUUACAUAACUCCAGUGUUCUGGAAUAUUCAACAAUUGUAAACAUGUUAUAAUUGCAUGAGAAUCAAAAAUAUGUUAUAGCAGUUCUUUAUCCAGUACUUUUUAUUAAUACAUUUAUACAUUUG
Molecule: messenger RNA, 1765 nt
Organism: Mercenaria mercenaria
Lineage: Eukaryota; Metazoa; Mollusca; Bivalvia; Venerida; Veneridae
Product: beta-1,3-galactosyltransferase 1-like
Exons: 2
Coding region: 338-1417 (359 amino acids)
Cellular component (GO): membrane
Molecular function (GO): hexosyltransferase activity
Source: RefSeq, a predicted model, not a curated record